Myotis davidii is the source of this 1800-nucleotide messenger RNA. RefSeq names its product solute carrier family 15 (oligopeptide transporter), member 4 (gene SLC15A4). Gene Ontology annotation, molecular function: L-histidine transmembrane transporter activity. The record is from RefSeq and is a predicted model, not a curated record. The transcript has 8 exons. Gene Ontology annotation, cellular component: membrane. The annotation marks the transcript as partial. NCBI's taxonomy places the organism in Eukaryota, Metazoa, Chordata, Mammalia, Chiroptera, Vespertilionidae. Gene Ontology annotation, biological process: histidine transport; oligopeptide transport; transmembrane transport.
AAAAACCCCCACUGUGUAUCUUUUUCCUCCUUGAAGGCCGCCGCCCAACCUUACGCCUGUCCCCGUUGCCUUCAGGUUAAAGACCGCGGCCCGGAAGCCACGCGCCGGUUCUUCAACUGGUUCUACUGGAGCAUCAACCUGGGGGCCCUCCUCUCGCUGGGCGGCGUGGCCUACAUCCAGCAGAACGUGGGCUUCGUGAGCGGCUACGCCAUCCCCACCGUCUGCAUCGGCGUCGCCUUCCUCACCUUCCUCUGCGGCCUCAGCGUCUUCGUCACCAAGCCCCCAGACGGCAGCGCCUUCACCGACGUGUUCAAGGUCCGGGCGUACUGGUGCCGCCCCCAGCAGCGACCUGCGGACCGCGGUCCCGGCGGUGAAGGCAGUGGAGGCUGCCAGCCGCCUUCUAAACACAGUCUGUUUGAUUCCUGUAAGAUGUCCCGGGGUGGGCCCUUCACGGAGGGCACCGUGGAGGACGUGCGGGCCCUGGUCAAGGUCGUGCCCGUGUUCUUGGCUCUGAUCCCCUACUGGACGGUGUACUUCCAGAUGCAGACCACGUAUGUCCUGCAGAGUCUUCACCUGAGGAUCCCAGAAAUCCCGAGCCUCACGCCCACCACGAACACGUUCCCGGCCGCCUGGCUCACCAUGUUCGACGCGGUGCUCAUCCUGCUGCUGAUCCCGCUGAAGGACAAGCUGGUGGACCCGGUGCUGCGGCGGCACGGCCUCCUGCCGUCCUCCCUGAAGCGCAUCGCCGUGGGCAUGUUCUUUGUCAUGUGCACCGCUGUCCUUCCAGGGAUCCUGGAGAGCAAGCGCCUGGACCUGGUGCGGGUGCGGACCGUGAACCAGACCAUCGGCAACGUCGUGUACUUCGCCGCCGACCUGCCCAUCUGGUGGCAGGUGCCCCAGUACGUGCUCAUCGGCAUCAGUGAGAUAUUCGCAAGCAUCGCCGGUGAGGCCUGGGGCCGUGGUGCCCUCCCUGAGGGGCCGGGGGACAGGGGCAGAGCGGCUGUGGUUCAGGGUCCAGUCGAGGAGAGAGCAGCUGCCAGCAGCAUGUCCGUGCGGCCCUUCCUCCUCCGGGGCCACAGGGAGGGGUUCCACUGGGUCAGGCUCGCCGGGCACCGUCUGAGGGCGCGUGGUGCCCGCUCAGACGCCCACAGGAGGCAGCUGCGUCCCAUCAACCCCAUAAACCUGUCCUCGCAGGCCCGGCUCUUCUGGGGGCCGCGGGUGGGGCUGCCCAGGGGCAGGGCAGGGCCAGGAGGAGUGACGCAGGGACCCCCUGAAACAGAUAAGACCCUGCGGCCGUCCGAGCGCAGCUCACGCCUCCUCUGCGUUCCAGGCAACAUCAACGGCUGCCACCUCAACUACUACUUCUUCCUGCUGGCCGCCGUCCAGGGCGCCACCCUCCUGCUUUUCCUCCUCGUGUCCGUCAAGUACGACCGCAGCGCCCUCAGCGGGAACUGCUUCUGGUGCACGGACUCCGCAGGGCUCCCCAGAGACAGGGAGCCGGUGAACAGUGUGAUGGUUCGCACUUACAUUCCUGUUCAGACUUGUGUCUGUAAUGAGGGCUUGGAUCACCUGACGUGGAAGCCGGAGGCUCUGAGGGCGGAUGGGCGAACGGACAAAGCCGUGCAGCGGAGCCUCCGCGGUUCUGAAAUCGGAUUAAAUGGCAGCACCGGGCAGACAGCGGGCGGCUGUCCUCGCUCAGCUCACCUCGCCGAGAUGGGAGGAGGCCCCUACGAUGAGUGUGUGGAAAUGGACCUCAGCGUGGACAACGGGGGCUUUGGAUCAGUUAUUUGUGCUGCGUGA